Messenger RNA from Alternaria hordeiaustralica, 576 nucleotides. RefSeq lists its product as uncharacterized. Bases 1 to 576 code for a protein of 191 amino acids. The record is from RefSeq and is a predicted model, not a curated record. NCBI's taxonomy places the organism in Eukaryota, Fungi, Ascomycota, Dothideomycetes, Pleosporales, Pleosporaceae. The transcript is spliced from 3 exons.
AUGACCGCUAUGGUGGUACUGGAAAUCGUGACAGUGCUAUCGGAAGAGCCCGUCAAAGAUCAGCUGGCUGUCUUCCUAGGCCCAACCGUUGCAGCUACCUCUGAUGCCGAUGCGCGUGGUCAAGUCACCAAGUGUGUCAUCAACAGGCACAACGAUCGUCAGGGUAAUAUCAUCCAACAAUACACCACCGGCACAUGCAACAGCCAACCCUGCCAGUUUAUCGUCGGCUUUGGCAAUCCGGCCGCAAAUGGUGUGCAAUACUGUCAAGCGUACAGCGACCCUCACGGCCAAUGUAUCAAUAACCAGACUGCCCAAAUCUACAAAAACGGCGGUCCAGAUGUGCGGCCAGCAACGAAGAAGCGCUCUGAGCUUGAGCCUAUCGCACAGGCUGCGCUAUUCCGAAUGGCUAGUGGUAUGGAAGUGUUGUUGCCAAUCGACACUGUACUCAACAGCACCUGGGUCCACCCUACUCCUCGCAACAUGACUAUGAAAGCAUGGGUCGAGGAGAACGACGAGGAUGAAGACCACAUUGCCUGGGACUUUGUCGAGGACUUCGUCGCUACCAGGCUUGACUAA